This is a messenger RNA of Biomphalaria glabrata, 5575 nucleotides long. RefSeq lists its product as uncharacterized. Gene Ontology annotation, biological process: neurotrophin TRK receptor signaling pathway; negative regulation of TOR signaling; negative regulation of protein kinase activity. NCBI's taxonomy places the organism in Eukaryota, Metazoa, Mollusca, Gastropoda, Planorbidae. The transcript has 12 exons. The record is from RefSeq and is a predicted model, not a curated record. The coding region runs from base 388 to 1485 and encodes 365 amino acids. Gene Ontology annotation, cellular component: cytoplasm.
GAUGUUAAAAUAUUUAACCUGCGUACCAAGAUCAAGAACUGGAGUGUGUCAAUAAAACUCAGCUGAUCAGCAGAUUUAUUUUUAAUUAAAUGUUUCUAGAUCUAGAUCUACUCUACAACUCAAUAUACUCGAAUACUGUCGACAAUAGACUCUUAUUAAAAUAAGAUUCUAGAAUACUCUAGAGAUCUAGUCUAGUUUUUCUUUUUGCAUUUGGAAGUAGACUCUAGAUCUAUAAAAGUAUAAUCAGGACAAGAGCCUGAAGAGCUGGCUAAGACUAUAAACUAAUGACUAAGACUAAGGACUCUAAGAAAUUUGUUUUUUCGCCCAAACCUCAAAAUCAGAGUUUAUUUCUCGCAGCCAUGGUUGUCUACUCUUGCCAUUGCCUUAAUGUUCAGGUGUUUGGAGAGAAACCUGAGAAAACCAGCACAGGUUGGUACUAGAAGCACAGACUGUCUCAAAAACUGUCCCUUAAGUCCAUCCUGUGAGCUGAUAGAGUUACUUGACCAGGGCUUUCAGUUUCGACACAAAUGCCUAGUUCAGCGCAUGAAGGAUGGAGAUUGGACUGUUUAUGUCUGUGUACCUUGUCACCUGAGGACCCAUGCAGUGAACCAUGAGGCCCGUAUUGUUGUGGUUAGUCUCUUAAUGGAAAAAAAUGAGGAUGUAAUUAAAGCCAUGAAAAAACGUCAUGACUACUCUCCUGUGUUUAAUUUGUUAUUGAGUAGCCCAGAGGGUAGACCCAGGGACGAAGGAUUAAUCCAGUCCCAAAACUAUGAAACUUUACAAAAACAAUUGGGUGAGCUGCAGCUGAUUUUGUCCAAAUAUCUGAAGGCAGAAGAAGAGGCUAUGGAGAGAAGGAUCAGGUCUUAUGAAGAAGAGCAAAGAAACCAAUUUGCCAAGAUAAAAGAAAUUGCUCAAAAUGACAAAACAAAAUUAAUAAGUGUUUUGUUUCACAAUUCUGAAGGCAGCCAAAAUAACAGCAACAUUGAUAACAAAGGCCAUAUCCCUUUGAGUCAUUCCAAAAGUGCAGUAGAGUCUGGAGGGAAAGAACUUGGCAGCAAACCUGGUGGCAACAAGGGCAGAAGGAGGCGGGACUCAAGCCCAGAUGUGUUUGCUAUGGAUGAACUGGAGUUUGAUGAAGAAGAAGAAUUGGUUAGAUCUGAAAAUGAUCAGAACAGUUCUAAUAGUGAAAGUUUUGGCCGCAACAGAAGUUCUCAUCUGGAUUCAAGUGAUGAAAACAAUUCAGAAAAUGACAAGGCACCAAGAAUGUCAACCUCAGUGCCCAUUUCUAUGCCAAUGCAUGCUCGUAGUGUCAGAACUCUGUCAUAUCUAGAUGAUGACAUUGAGGAAACUGCAGAGUUUGCAGAUAUUCCUAGGAACAUGCAAGCUCUUUCAGAGAGUAUUCAGGAGCGUGACAGAUACAUUUUUGGUGAUCGGCCCCGCCAAAGAGUCCACACUGGAGACUUUACUCAAGUGAAUUGGCACUGAACCAGGAUUUUUCGUUGUUUCUCUUGAAAUGGGACAAUGUCAUUACUUUAGUUAAUGGAACUGAUUUUUUUCUUCCUGACAUACAGAAGCCAUUAAUUGUGGCUCUCUUAAGGUUGGAAUAACCCCCGAAUCCUAUUGAUGGUGUAUACAGACAAAGAAUCUUUAAGAUUUUCUGAAAUGAGAAAAACUUCCUGUCCAGAAAACUUUAGUCACUGCUCUUGCCUUUAUGUUUCAUGUUCUUGUAAGAUAGGUUGUUGUUUUUUUUUUCAUAAGAUUAUAACUUCAAUGCAAAAAAAAAUUAUUUUUUUUUUUUGAGGACCCAUUCAAAAUUAAAAAUGAUUUAAAAAAAAAAAAAAAAAAAAAAUAUCUAUAUAUCGAUACAUAUAUUAAUACCAUGGAGGAUUAGUUUGGUUUGAUGUAAUGAAAGUCUGGAACAUUUUCUUGAAGGCAUUCUCUUGGUAGCUACUAUUCAUUCAUAAUAAGAUUGUGUGAUUGUUUAUCAGUGUGAUUGCUUAGUGACUGAAACAGUCUCAAUUUUGGUAAAACUGCCAGGUUGGCUCUUAUAGACCAAAGAAGGAUUUAAGUAAAAUCUUUACUGUAAAGUAGGCUACGCCAUUGAGUCAACACAAGUAAAUUUCUGAAAGUGGAAAGUUUGGUCUAUAACAAGAGCACUCAAUGAUAUCAUAAAACAUAAGUAUUACUGUUAUUUUGUUAUUAGGAUGGGUUACAAAACAAUUAGCUAGUGUAACUUUUGAACCUACCUGAAAGAUGCAAUGAAAUUAUGUAUAAAAGUAAACAAGUAAGGGCAUUUUGACUUUAAUAUAUUGAUGUAUUUGUUCUUGAUUAUUCUUGUAUGUUUUACAGCUAGACAUAUUAACAUUACCUUGUUUGUUAGUUUGUUUUGUUUUUACUUUGCUAUGUAAAAAGAUUUUACUGUGUAUGUUUUUGUUACAUGAAACUGUUUCCUUGUUAUCUUGGUACGAGUCCUAGGCAUUUGAAACCUUUAAAGCAUCUUAUAAUAUAAUUAAUAAUAAAUACCAUUUAGGUUAUAAUAAUAACAUAAUAAUAAUAAUAAUAAUAUGAUAAUAAUAAAAUUAGAAUAAUUAGCAGAAAUGUAACAAAAUAUCAUUUCCAGUUUGUCAUUGAGAAAAAAUGUAUACCUGUUUCUUAUAAAAGUAUUUUUUUGUGUAACAAAGAUUCUGUCAAUACAUUGUGUUCAAAGCACAAAGUGCUAAACUAUAGGAAUUUUUCAUGGGUUUAAUCGAGACCUAUCGUUAUAGAUGACCCAAACACUGCCUACAGGUUGCUACAUCACAAAUCAGUGUUCAGGCCUUCUUUAUUGAUUGGUCUUGGUUUUACUCAUCCAUUACUGACCUAUAUAUUACUGGCUUUGAGUAACCCUAGUUCCAAAGUGUCACUUAUUCACCUAUUCCUGGCCAUUGUUUUUUUUUAGUGCUAGAUAGCACCUUUUUUUUUCUUUUAAAGAAUAUAUUUUGCAACUUUAUUUAAUUUUUUUUUUUUUUUUUUUGAUAAAAUUAAUUAUAUCACAGAGAUCAUUAUAUAUUUUGAAAAAAAAAUAGAUUUCUACUCGAAUUCAAAGUUUGUAAAAUACAUCAAGGUGUUUAUACAGUUAUAAAUGUUUUAGGUAAGGUACUGGAAGGAUUAAAUCGUUUUUUUAAAGGAUUUAGAAAAUGAUUAAAUUUCAUAUUUUAAACAUUGACAUGUUCAAAAUAUGUUAAGAAAGCACAUUAGAGCUAAAAAUACUUUCAGACAGUAGUCCCAUUGUAUGUGUAGAUUUUCUUUUUUUUUUAGCUUUUACCCUAAAGAUGUACAUACUCUAGCUUUUAUUGUUAAAUUUUUGUUUGUUUGUGUAAAUGCCUUAUCAUAAUUAUUUCUAUGUACAAAUUAUAUCAGGAGGGAAAACAUUAAAAAUAGUCUUUCUGUCAAUUCUUUGUGUGUUAUGAAAUAGUCACAGUUGCAAAUUAUGGCUCAAGAUAAAGCAAAAAAAAAAACUACUCAUAAUUGGGGGAGAAAAAAACUUAAAUGACAGUGUAUAUAUGUAUACUGUCAAAUAUGGUAAAUCAGAAAAGUUGCUUAUUUAGACUGACUUAUUAAGUGUUGCAACACUUCUAAAGCACAGAUUAAUGUUUGUGUAAUUAGACCUUUCGGUUAUGAGAACCAAAAUGAUUUUGCUUCAUUGUGGUCCAAUGAACCGAAAUCAAGUGUAUAUAUAUUAAUGGGGGUUUUCAAAUGCUUUACUAAAUCUUUAAAAAAAAUAAAACUUAAUUCAGUGAAAUAAACUGUAUAGAAUAUUUUGAUUUUAAAUGUCUGCUCAUGACUCGGGACAUAAUAUUGUUAUGGAGUUUUUAAUUUUGUUGCUAGUUUUUUAUUAAAACUUCAUAAAACUGAAUAGGAAAUAUUUCAUUCAUUUCUCUUUACUUUCCAAUAUUUGUUCUCUAAUUCGAAUGGUACAGUCUAGCAUGUCGAAUCCCUUUGUUGUGUUAGGUUAAAGCAUAUCUGCAAUACUUUGUGGCCAUGUUAGUUACUUUGCGUCACAUUGCCUCAGCUUGUUAUGUCAUUAACAGACAGAUUUGCAUUUUAAAGUUUAGUUUUUCUAGAAAUGAAUAGUUUGUAGCUUUGAGUUUGUAUAGGUUUUCUGUGCGUGCAUACUGUAGAUAAUUAUUAGAAGAAGACUAAUAGGGCUUCCAUAAAUCUUUAUUAGAUGUAACUUACAAGUAUGUAUUGAUUGAAUUAAGAAUAAAGUAUAUAAACAUUUUAUGUUGGACCAGUAUGCUUUUGUAAGAUACUGUCAAUGAUUUGUCAUAUGUAAAAUUAGCUGGGAAAUAGCAAAAAUUGAAAGAAUGAAAAAUAUAUAAUGAUUCUUUUUUUCUCUUGUAAAUAUUUGUAGACACAAAAAUGUUACCUAUUGUCUGGAAAAAAAAUUGUGUUUACAUUUAGCUGUGAAAGUUUUGUUAUUGUAUUUCAAUUUUGCUGUUUGAUAAAUGGCAGUAAUUGAUCUUUUUACAUUUAGAAUAUUUUAAAGAAAUUAAUAAAUUUUUUUUAGUUGUGAUCUAUUAAAAUGUAAGGUGUCCCACUACUAUUUUUUUCCUAUGUACAGAUUUUUGUUUGUUCAUUUAAAAGUGUGACCAUCCACCAACAAAUGUUUCUUAUUGCAUCUUUGUUUGUUUUGGUUUCGUCUAGCUGUGUGUGCCUACUUAUUCAUCCACACGUUGCAGAUGUUAGUUGUUAAAAAGUGUUAAGUCUAAGACAUUGUGUCUUUGGUUAAAAGUAAUACUUCAAACAAAAACAGUCUCAUUUAAAUCCCAUCUGUAGAGACACUAGUUCACUCAGAAACUGAAUAAUAAUCAAAUCAAAAUGACUUACAGGUGCAAUAUGUCUCAUUUUGUGGUGGAGAGUUAUACAUCUACAUGUCCUUGUAGGAUUGGUUGAGGACUUUAAAGUUAGGAUUGAAAUAGUUUGUGCACUAAGUGGAUUGCUACCAUAAUGAAUUCUAAAACUGAGUCCUGAUUGGUUGGAAUGAAGAAAUGAUACUUUGGUGUGGUGACCUGAUUUACAAUGUAUGGUUGUUGUUUUUUAUUAUUAUUUUAAAGAUGGGCUGGUUUAAAGUUAAAUUAGUGCUCAUCAAUGAACAGAAAAAAAAAAAUAGCCUGCAUAUUGUGAUGGGGAAAAAAAAAAAGCAGUAUUCUUGUCAUUGCUGCUAUAAGCCUUCUGCUGACUGAUGUGCUCAUAUAGCAGCAGGCAGUAGGGGGGUCAAGGUUUCGUUCAUGUGUAUGUAUUUUUUAUUGGUCAAUACAUAGUAAAUAAAUACAUAUAAUAAACAGAUUAUUAGUCAACUUUGAAAUUUGCAAUAUUAAAAAAAAUAUUCUUCACAGAAAAUUUAAGACAAUUUGAAAUAAGAUUUUUAAAUUAGCAAAAUUUUAUUUUUAAAUCAGACAUCUUGUCAAAUAAAUCUUUUUAAUGUAAAACACAUUGUGGUAACAAUAGCAUAUUAGACAUCUUGUUUCACUUUUUUUUUUCCAAAGGACAAUUUAAUUCAACUAUGAAUAAAUAACAUCUGAUUGAAAUUCUA